UCGACUAUUUACUUUUCUCUUUCUUCUCAUCCAACCCUCUCCCCCCAAAGUUCUUGUAAUCUUCUUCAACUUUCAUCACAUUAGGCAGUAUUUUGAAGAGCUUGCCAUUUUCCUUUAGUCAUGGCUGAUUUAAAGUCGUUGGAACAUCCAACGCUCAAGGUCCCAUACGAAGUCUUGAAUAAAAAAUUCCGUGCAGGGCAGAAAACUGUUGACAGGGAAGUGUCACAUGUACAAAAUUCAAUCACUGAGUUGGAAAAAAGCUUGUUUCGAACACCUGUCCAAGUAGACCAAAUAUGCAGUCUGCUUGGAGCUACUGUUGACAAACUACAGACAAUGAAACGAAAGGUUGAAGAAGCCAUCAGUGAUGAGCUGGAUGCUGCUCAGAACUGCAAAAGAAGGGUGGAACACCUCAAAUUGGGAGCUGUUGGUAUUAUUCCAACUACUGAUUCUUCCAUCACAUACUCACUCUGGAAAAAAACUCGAGUAGAAAGGUACCUUGUUGAACAUCUACUGAGAGCUGGUCAUUACAACACUGCUCAGAAAAUGGUUGAGCAGAAUCCAGAAUUGGCAGAGCUUACUAACUUGGACAUUUUCUUGGUUGCACGAAAUGUUGAAUUGACCCUGGCCCAGCAACAGACUCAAGCUGCUUUGGCCUGGAUUCACGAUCACAAAAGCAAACUGAGGAAAAUUAAAUCUACCCUGGAAUUUCAUCUCCGACAACAAGAAUUUGUCGAACUCAUCAGGUCUGAUCGCCGAAUGGACGCUGUACGGCACGCCCGGAAGUACUUGACCAACAUGGACGAUGUGCCCUGGGAGGAACUUCAACACGCUCUCGCCCUCCUUGCGUUCCCUUCUGACACUCAGGUAUCACCAUACAAGGAGUUGCUCGAUACGUCAAGGUGGAAUGCUUUGACUGAAGAAUUCCGUCAAGACUAUUUCCGCCUCUACCAGUUGGCUCCAUUGUCUGUGUUGGCUGUUGCGUUGCAAGCUGGACUCUCCGCAAUGAAAACUCCGCAAUGUUAUCGCCCAAUGGAUCAGAGGAAUGCUGAAUGUCCCGUGUGCCAAGAACCAUUGAACAAGUUGGCUGAACGAUUACCUCACGCUCAUUGCUCACAAUCAAGAUUGAUCUGCCGCCUUUCGGGCUUACCUCUCAACGAACAUAACUUACCUAUGAUGCUACCCAACGGCCGUGUGUACGGAGAGCAGGCCUUGCGGACUAUGGCAUCGAGCAACAAUGGAAUGGUCACAUGUCCUCGCACCAAGGAAGUCUUCGCUGUCAAAGAUGCAGAGAAAGUCUAUGUUAUGUAGCUUGUUUUUGGCCCUACCUUCCAAUACAAAAUUCUUGAGCAUUA
Messenger RNA from Daphnia pulex (common water flea), 1352 nucleotides. It is a transcript of the gene Kaz, whose product is annotated as E3 ubiquitin-protein transferase MAEA-like. The transcript is spliced from 7 exons. The coding region runs from base 121 to 1308 and encodes 395 amino acids. Gene Ontology annotation, cellular component: cytoplasm; GID complex; nucleus. NCBI's taxonomy places the organism in Eukaryota, Metazoa, Arthropoda, Branchiopoda, Diplostraca, Daphniidae. The record is from RefSeq and is a predicted model, not a curated record. Gene Ontology annotation, biological process: proteasome-mediated ubiquitin-dependent protein catabolic process. Gene Ontology annotation, molecular function: ubiquitin protein ligase activity.